Messenger RNA from Dovyalis caffra, 507 nucleotides. The record is from the annotation of a GenBank genome assembly. Lineage: Eukaryota; Viridiplantae; Streptophyta; Magnoliopsida; Malpighiales; Salicaceae.
AUGGCUCAAAUAGCAAAACUGGAGGUCCAAACAGAGAUUAAAUCCUCUGCUGAUAAGUUUUAUGACAUCUUUAGGAGGAAGCAAUAUCUUAUGCCAAAGAUUUGCCCUGAAUAUAUUAAGGGCAUCCAAGUUGUUCUAGGUGACUGGGAGACAGUGGGCUCAAUCAAGCUGUGGACUUAUGAUGCAGGGAGUUCUGAGAUUGUUAAGGAGACGGUCGAAGCCAUAGACGACAAAACCAAGUCAAUCACCUAUAAUAUGGGUCAAGCCGGCUUGGCAAAAUGGACUGUAGAAUACGAGAGACAAAAUGAGGAAAUCCCUGAUCCUCAUAAUUACGUGGAAUUUUUGGCCUGCAUCAGUAAGUCUGUCGACGCAUACCUUCCUAAGGAUGUGACUGAUUACACUGCAGAUCCAACUCCACAGCUUUUUCCAACUCAGACGCAUCAAAACAUCCCUUCAGAUUCCUAUCCAGUCGCACUUCCUACCUCUUCUCCUUAUGCAAAGUUCUAA